Molecule: messenger RNA, 1056 nt
Organism: Scedosporium apiospermum
Lineage: Eukaryota; Fungi; Ascomycota; Sordariomycetes; Microascales; Microascaceae
Exons: 3
Coding region: 1-1056 (351 amino acids)
Cellular component (GO): mitochondrial large ribosomal subunit
Molecular function (GO): structural constituent of ribosome
Source: RefSeq, a predicted model, not a curated record
AUGGCGGCAUCAAGUAGAGGCCAGAGAGUCUUCCAAUUAGCUUCGAGGUCAACUCCUAGGUUGACGCCGCGAUGCUCGAUAAGACGUUGCCCCCUUCCAGUACGGUACUACUCAGCCAUCAACGCCGAGUCGAGCCCGAGCCAGACCUCACCCUCGCCUCCGCCUCCCACCACAACUCGCCCGCCGCCUCCCGAGCCCGCCUCGAUCUCCACAGACAACGCACGCUACCUCAUCAAGGCCGGUGUGAUCCUCACUCGCCCACCACUCAUUACCAAGGAGCAGACUUCGUUCGAGAGCGCCUACUACUUUUACCAAAAGAGGCUCAACGAGCGUCUCGUCCUGCCCUUCAGCCAAAAGGCCUACUUCAAGCAUGACACGCCGCCGCAGCUCGACUGGGCCGUGAAGUUGAAGGAGCGCAACGGCGUGGUAGCACGAGAAAUCGGCCAAUAUAAUGGCCGCUCGGCAACUGCUUGGGACGAUGAAUUGAGGGUGGGGGAUAAGUUGUCGAGCCCCGAGUCGUUGAUGGAGUCGCUGUUGAAGGAUGCGGAGGUGAGGGUCAGCGAAGAUGCUGAGGAGAUUCCUCCCGAGGAGCGGGUGCCCGUCGAGAGGCCGAUGCCUCGAGUUACGGAGGCGGAUCAGAAGAACGAUGUACAGAGGCUGGAUAGGCAGUUAGAUCGCACUCUGUACUUGGUGGUGAAGACGAGCGAGGGCAAGUGGGAGUUCCCUACGGCCCCCGUCUCGACAGAUGAAGCGCUGCACGAGGCUGCCCGUCGUGCUCUCGAUGACUCCGCCGGAGUCAACAUGAACACCUGGAUCGUUGGCCGCGUACCCGUAGCGCACCUCGUCAACAAGCCGGUCACCGACAAGGACGGAAACGAGACGCAGCGCGGCGUCAAGUCGUUCUUCCUCAAGGGCAGGAUCAUGGCGGGUCAGGCCGAUCUCAACGAGAACCGGUUCGGCCUGCAAGACUUCAAGUGGCUUACUAGGGAGGAGCUCAAGGAGACGCUGGCUCCGGAGUACUUCCACGGUGUACGAAAUAUGAUGGCUGAGAGAUGA